UCCAUCGGAGAGAUUCGAGAUCUCGCGGCUCCCGUCGUCUCUUCGCCCCCUCAGCUGCUAUCUCCGAUCCAUCGCUAAUCCACUGUUAGCUUCUUAGGAUUGAUUUUUGGCGCGUUAUUAUAAUAAGCCUUCGUGAUCGAUCUAGGGUUCCCGCGAGAUCUGAGAUUUCAUCUUUUUUGUCCCGUAGUCAUCAUCUUCUUCGCCGUCCCUAAAAAUCGUAACAAUGUCUCGGUGUUUCCCGUUCCCGCCACCUGGAUAUGUAGUGAACGGAAUCCGCGAUGAGGCUAUGAUCGAAUCGAUCAAGGGGGCUGAGGACAAGUGUAAUAAAGAACAGAGGAAGAAGGAGAGAAAAAGAGAUAAGAAAGAGAACAAGGAUAAGAAGGAUAAAAAGAGGAAGGAGAGGGAAAGAGGGGAAGGGGAAAGCGAAAAACACUCUCAUAAGAGAAGGCGAAAAGAGGAAGUUGCCAAAGAUGUUCAGAACAACCAGAAAGUUGAUGUUUUUGGCAAACUAAAAGAAAGUGAAAUAAACUGUUUGGAGAAGAGCAGCCUUACUGUGGAACGUGAGCUGGUUCAGUCCACGUCUCAAAACUCUUGUGAUAGCACUCUUAACAGCAAUGACAAGGUUAAGCAGCCUCUCAAUGGUAGACAUAACAGCAAUGAGCUACCUAAGGAGAUGGAGAAGGAGAAGCAGCCUCUCGAUGGUAGACAUAAUAACAACAACGACUCUGAAAGCAUCAUUCGGAUUCGGUUGCCUAUUCGAAGGCCGAAAGAUCCUGAGGUGAUGGUGAUGACCAACAAGGAUCAACCUUGUCCUUCCCGGGAAAUAAAGUUAGAUAGUCUUGUUACUAAAGAGCAGCCGCAACAACAUCCUUGUUCCACUUCUGCACCACAACAAGAGAAGAGAAAAAAACACACUUCCUCAAGGAAACACAAAGAGAAGAAGAAAGUGCCGUCUUCUACUACUGAAGAAACUUAUCAACCUUCAAGGCUAUGCAGGUUGUGCCCUCCAUCAGUGGCGGAGCACUUCUUGAAUGUAGUUGAGAAUUGGGUCCCUAACACGAUCGAGAGCAGCGUAGAGCUAACUAACUCUGAAGAUGACGACGAAUCUUGGUGGUUGAUGAAGAAGAAGAAGCCAAGUAGCCACAAGAUCGACACAUGCAAACAGCUUAACAGAAACAAUGAGACCAAGGAAGUACUAAUAAGCAGUUCAAUAGCAUGGCCACGUGCUAGCCUUUUACCAGAAGCUCAUGUCUACGCCUUACCUUACACCGUCCCUUUCUGAUAACAUCAAAGACUCAAAACCUGGUCGAGAUAUCUAUGUACCGGACUCGGACCAGAUAAUUUUUUUUGGUUUAGCCUUAAAUGUUUGUUUGUAUAAGUACACUGUUCGUUAUUCUUAGUAAAAUCAGUAUUACGCCUUA
Messenger RNA from Brassica oleracea var. oleracea, 1421 nucleotides. Its product is annotated as glutamic acid-rich protein. The transcript is spliced from 3 exons. NCBI's taxonomy places the organism in Eukaryota, Viridiplantae, Streptophyta, Magnoliopsida, Brassicales, Brassicaceae. The coding region runs from base 224 to 1282 and encodes 352 amino acids. The record is from RefSeq and is a predicted model, not a curated record.